Messenger RNA from Boleophthalmus pectinirostris (great blue-spotted mudskipper), 2031 nucleotides. Its product is annotated as golgin subfamily A member 4-like. NCBI's taxonomy places the organism in Eukaryota, Metazoa, Chordata, Actinopteri, Gobiiformes, Gobiidae. Gene Ontology annotation, molecular function: GTP binding. The record is from RefSeq and is a predicted model, not a curated record. Bases 1 to 1899 code for a protein of 632 amino acids. The transcript is spliced from 3 exons.
AUGGGGAACUCCUUCUACUGGCUCUGGUUCAGCACCGGUUUACGGCCGGUCCAGGAUCUGCUGGUGAGCCUGGUAUGUUUGUCCAGUGAUGAGGAUGAAGACCUUCACCGGCUUCAUCGCUGGAGCAGAAGGUUGUGCUUGAGCUGUGAUGUCAAUGUCUUCAAUUUAAAAAAAAAAAAAAAAAAAAAAAAGAAAAUUAAAGUGAAAAUGACUCAACUCAGGAUCAUGGUGUUUGGGAAAAAAGAAGACAAAAAACAAUGGUGUGACAAACUGUUUAAUCAAAAGACAGAAAUAAAAGCACUGUUUUCUAAAAGUCAUCACAUGACUGGAAACUGGAAUGGAAAACAGUUCAUAGUUGUAAAGGCUCCAGAUGUUUACAGUCUGUCUGAAGAUAAAAUAAAAGAAGAGAUAAAAAGCCGUAUAACCCUGUGUCCUCCAGGACCACAUGUUCUGCUGCUGAUAGUGAAUCCUUCAGAAUUUAAUGAGAAGAAUGAAUGCACCCUGAAGUUCAUCUUACAAAUGUUUGACCCAGACGCCCAAAAACACUCAGUGGUUGUCCUCACACAUGAUGGGAAAAGAAAUAAAUAUGUGGAUAGUCUUCUUGAUGUUUGUGAAGGACGAUACAUCAACAUGCUCAAUACAAAAUAUGAAGACUUCAUGAAGACAGUUGAGCAGUUAGUGUAUAAACACAGAGGCGCUUUCCUCAGAUUAAAGGAACCAAUGUCCAUGAACCUGGUCCUCUGUGGGAAAGAAGAGGGAAUUAAAACUUCCAUCAUGAAGGCCAUUUUAGGCCAAAAGAUGCAUAAUGUGCCCCUCAGCCCUGAGCAGUGUGUUAAAUAUGAGGGAGAGGUGUGUGGAAACAGACUGUCUGUGGUGGAGCUGCUGGCUCUGUCUGGAAGAUCUGUGGAGGUGAUGCUGCAGCAGGGCCUCCGCUGUGUCUCCCUGUGUGCUCCUGAGGGAGUCCACGCCUUCAUCCUGGUUCUGUCUGAGAAUUCCACACCUGAUGAAGACAAGGCGGAGCUACAGAACAUCCUGUCAGAGGUCGAAAAAGAAAGACAACAGAGACAGAAAGAACUCAAUGAAAAAGAAGAGAGGAUUAAAGAAGAACGAGAACAACGAGAAAGAGAAAAAAAAGAGAGAGAAGAACAAGACAGACAGAAGAAAGCACAAGAGGCUUCACUGUACCAGGAAUGGGAACAAAAACAAAAAGCCCUGGAAGAUAAAAUAAGAUCAGAGGAGCAAUCCAAAGAAACGAUAGACAAAAAACUACAGGAAAGCAGAAAACAGAUGGAAGAACAACAGAAGAAGUGGGAACAAGAAAGGAGAAUUUGGUGGGAAAAUCGUAGAAAGGAAGAGGAGCAGAAACUGCAAGAAGAAGAACAAAAACUGAAACAACUUCAAGAGGAAUAUGAAGAAAAACGUGAAAAAGACCGAAUUAAACAAAUUGAAGAAGAUCAGAAGAGGAAACUACAAGAAGAAAUGGAGAGAAAGAAAUUAGAAGAAAAACACCAACAGCAAAUUGAGGAAAUGAAAGGAAAAUAUGAAGCAGAGGUCAGAAAAAAAGCUGAAGAAUUCAAUGAUUUUAAAGAGAAACGUCAGAAGGAAUUCCAGGCUUUGAAGCAGAAACAUGUGGAAGAGCUUAACGUCUUAAAGGCGAUGUCUGCUGAAAGGGAGAGAGCAAAAAUGAAAGAACAUUUAAAUGAUAUUAAGCAGUUGUUACGCUGUGUUUCCAAAAACAGAAAAAAUAUAAAGAUAAUCAUGGAAUUACUAACUAAACAGGAAACAGAAAUGAAUCAAGCUACAAAUGCAGAAGAAGACCAACUGCAGCGAAAACAUGAGAAAGAAUUACAAGACAAACUAGAGGCUCUGCUAAAUGAGUCCAUCUGUUUUAUUUUAUAGUUAUGGUGAAUCUGUUGCAUAAAAAGACCCUGUAAAACUGUCUUGAGUGUAAGAAAAAGAUUUUAUCUUCAAUUUUCCUUUUGUGUUUUAUAAUCAUCGAUGUCACUGUGCUGUACAAUUAAUCUUUAAUAG